Messenger RNA from Plectropomus leopardus (leopard coralgrouper), 4261 nucleotides. It is a transcript of the gene gprc5ba, whose product is annotated as G protein-coupled receptor, class C, group 5, member Ba. Gene Ontology annotation, molecular function: protein kinase activator activity; protein kinase binding; G protein-coupled receptor activity. Gene Ontology annotation, cellular component: plasma membrane; signaling receptor complex; extracellular exosome. Gene Ontology annotation, biological process: G protein-coupled receptor signaling pathway. NCBI's taxonomy places the organism in Eukaryota, Metazoa, Chordata, Actinopteri, Perciformes, Serranidae. The record is from RefSeq and is a predicted model, not a curated record.
CUAAGCAGGAGGGUCCAAACUGUGCGUACAAGCUGUGACAGUGACAUUAAGACAAAAGAUUUAGGAGGUGUGUGUGUGUUUGUGUUUGUGUGUGUGUGUAAGGGAGAGAGAGAGGGAGCGAGAGAGAGAGACUCGCUGUGCGUCCACAAAGGAUUUAUUAAGGUGGUCCCCCUGUCAGGCACCAAUUAAUUUAUCGGAGAGUAAACCAGUUAAAGGGAGGGAGGACAGAGAGGAGUUACUGGCGGCUCUGAAGAGCUGUCACUUUGUUUGUACGCGACGUGUGUGUGUGUGUGUGUGUAUGUAUGCGGAGAGGGAUUAUCAGUACGCGCGUUAUGCGGAGCGCAGUUUUGGUGAUGCAUUCAGUCGGGAGAUGUGCAGCGGGGAGCAGUGACCAUCAAGCGGGACAUUCAGCGGCGUAAGGCGCAGGAGAAGGGGGGUCCAGCAGGGUUUCUUUUUUUUGUUUGCUUUUUGGUCGGGGAGAACCGUCUCUGCGCAUCACAGGAUUUCGACUCAUUGUGUGUUUUAUGAAUUUUUGAUGACUGCUCCUUCGCUGGUGCAGAGUGAAAGUCAAAGAUGCGCACCGUUGAACAAAGGAUUUAGGGGAAAACGAUCAAGAACAUCGUUUUAAUCCUGACACCCCGGCGUGUUUCGUCCAUGCCCAUUCUGCCUCUGAGGACAACAGAUACGGGCUGAAUCACCGGGUGCCUCUGGUGUCAGAGCCUGAGCAGGAGGAAUCAUCUGGGCUGAUCGAGUCCAUGUGGAUGGAGAGAGAAUACGCAAACGCAGCAAGCGGAGCUCAUUCCGAAAUGUGACAUUUUUACUCUCCCAGUCUCCCAUCCAACCUGACAACUGUGCAUCUGCCCUCCUUCUCGAUCGGAUUUGUUUACAUCGAUUAAGAGAUGGCGUUCCUCCCGGUCCUCCUCCUGCUGCUGCUGACUGUUGCUCAUCGUGCCACCGGCCAAGACUCUGAGGAAUCUGAGGCUCUCCCGAGAGGCUGUGGCUGGGGCCUUGUCCGUCCCUACACCCUCCUUUGUGACCUGGACUCCAUAUGGGGUGUGGCGGUGGAGUCAGUGGCCGCUGGUGGGGUGCUGACUGCCAUCCUGCUGGCCUUAGUCCUGCUGUGCCGCUUACACCACAUCAGUGAGGCUGAAAAGCGCAGCGGUGUGGGACCCAUCCUCCUGCUGCUCUUGGGCAUCCUCGGCUUGUUCGGCCUGAGCUUUGCUUACCUGAUCGAGCAGGAUGAGUCUUUAUGUUUGCUCCGCCGGGCCCUGUGGGGUCUCCUGUUUGCUGUCUGCUUCUCCUGCUUGCUGGUGCAGGGUGUCCGUCUGCGCAGGAUUGGCCGUGAGCGCCGGAGCCCUGGUGGCUGCGCCCUAACAGGCCUAGCGCUGGGUUUGAGUGCCGUGCAGGGCAUCAUCGCAGCGGAGUGGCUUCUUCUGACCGUGCUGAGGGAGGGACGAGCUGCCUGUCAGUACCUGCCACUGGACUUCUCUCUAGCCUGCAGCUACGUACUAGCCCUCCUACUAGCUGCGCUGACUGCCGCCUCGUUGGCCCUGUGCGGGAAGACACGUCAGUGGCGCUGCAAUGCCAUCUGGCUGCUGGUGACCUGCCUGCUGUCGCUGCUGCUGUGGGUGGCCUGGGUGGGCUUCUAUCUGUACGGCAACGCCUGGUUGGGGAGGGCCCCGGACUGGGAUGACCCAGCGCUGGCCAUUGCUUUAGUUGCUCAGGGCUGGCUGCUGCUGAUCUUCCAUGCCAUUCCUGAAUCCCACAUCUGCCUGAGACCCCCUCCGCAGCCCACUGCUCCAGAUUACUUUGACACCUCUCAGAACUCGACACGGAUGAGGGAGACCAGCUUCGAUGAAGACAUCCCUCUCUCUCACAGGCAGUUUGUGGAGAACCAAGGAUACGGAUACAACGAUGAGAACACUGCAGGCUUGAGGAGCGGUGGCGGUGCUGGGCAACAUAACAGCAACACCGGCGCCAGGCCUAGCGCUCCUUUCCGCAGCAAUGUCUACCAACCCACCGAGAUGACUAUGAUCCUGAACGGGGGAGCGGUGAGUACAUCCUCCCAGUCACAGGUGCCCUCUGCCCCUCCAACCUACACUGGGAGGCAGCUGUGGUGAGUGAGAGGAUUGGAAAGACGUGUGGUCGAAAAUGAAGAAGAGGAUGGAGAGGGUGAGGAGGGAGGGGCCCAGGAUGAGGGGCCCGCCUGGUUGAAUUGGACUUAAAACGUGGAUGCCAAGGGCCCUUUCAUUCUGUGUACAGACUUAAAUACUGACUGUGUGCCAAUCAACUAUUGUAUGAGUGUGUUUGUGAGACUGAGAGACAACAGGGUAUGGAGGACAGAGCUAAAGCUCUUCUAGCACACAAAUCUCUAUAGAAGGGUUCAAAAACUCGAAAUGUGACCAGCAAGUAGCAAAACAAGACACGCUGACUCAGAUCUGAAAAUAUCAACAUGCAGUAUUGUUUUUUUUCUUUUUGUUUGAUUUGCUCCCCUGAGACUAUACAGCACUGUAAGCAUCCUUGAGAAACUGUGAAAUGUUUUGCUUUUUCUUGCUCUCUCUCUCCUCUCCUGUCAGUCAGGCUGUCUUUCCCUGCUGCUGGCGCUCACGUGGAAACAUUUGGCUCUGUCCUCCAUCCAUCCACAGUAUAGGUGAAAAAAGAGCACAUGGGCAAACUGUACAGCUCGAGCACCGCCCGCUUUAAAAGAAUCCAGCCUCUGUGGGUGUGUAUGUAGAGUAUAAGAGAGGAGUGUGUGUAUUCCCUACAUCUCAAAUCUGCCGCUCCAAUAAACCUUCUCCCUUAAGACUGUUACCCCUCCGCGAACACUUCUUCUUCCUCCCUCACUAUUUCACUGCACCGUAUGUGAAUACAAUGCAUAACACCUUGCCUCAUCCUCCCACCUGCAUGGACACUUCGCAAAAAUGUGAAACAAACUGUGAAACUGCAGACGGAAAAGAAGUUCCCAGUGACCGCGCACGCAGCAAAAGCAGCCUGGAGCACCUGAACAGAGGGAUCGCAAGCUGCUAAUGAACUGCUGUUAUAUACACUAUAUACUGUAUAUACAGCAGAUUAGAGUGAAUUGUGAUUGGACAAGGAGGGUGUCAGUCGUCGGCGGGGAGGCACCGCUUUCAUGAAUCUAGGUCAGACUGCUGUGUGCUGCUCUCCCACAUCUCCGGUGGCCACUGGCGUUUUGAGGCAGCCAGGAGAAUCUGUCACUUUAUAUCAGCAGGAAACGAAGCGAGCAAAUUAAACUGUUCCUAGCUCUAUCUGUGUUUACGUGUGCGUACGUGUGAUUUUAUGAGUGUUGGGAGUUGACAGGUGGGGUGGACGAGGGGGAGGGGGGGGUCAAAAAGUCAAGUUUGCUUUCUGGUGCUAAACAUCCCUCCAACACAACUUCCCAGUGCAGCACACAACUACAGUAGUCAAAUCUGUGAGUGACAGGCUAUAGAUAGAGCUGUGGCUGGUGUGUGGAGAUAUCCCAGAGCCUUAGAAAGAUCAGAUUUACAGUGUGGUGGAAAGAGGGAGAUCAAAUACAAGAGGUGGAAGAAGGGGGAUGGGAGCGAGGAGGAAGGAGAUGGCGAGUUGCGGUCCGAGGGGGGGGGGAAUGGGGAAUCUAUGAGACAGAUCUGUGUGAGAAAAUGGCUCCCUGGUCUGUCUGUGUGUGUGUUUGUGCGUGAUGUGUGCAGGCGGCAGCGCUGCUCUGCUCUCUGUGGUCGUCUUCUUUAUCUGGUGAAGCGUCACUCCCUCCUCCUCCCCCCUCCUGUCUCCCCGUGGUCGGCUAUAGCUCAAGUGUAGCCCCAUGUGCCAAGAAGGACUCUCGUUUCACUGGAGUCUCCGUUUCACGCCCUCUCCCUUCAUCACCACACCAGCUCUCUCUCGCUCUCUUCACCUGAGAAGCUGUGUACAUAGUAGUGCUGUAAAGCUUUGCUUGCUUCCUUACUUUUACUUUUUCUUUUUUAACUGUAGCCUGAGUUUAGACACCAGUGUGGUACGACCCACUGGAGGACUGACUACUGCAAAUUGUUUUUAUCUGGGGAUUUUUUUAACUGGUUUGCUUUGUUGUUCAUACAUUUGCUUGUUGUUACAUUAUGCUUUUAUUUCUCUCUUGCUGGUGUCUUUUUUUUUUAAUUAGCAUUUUGGAAAUGUUUUGCCAACACUAGAUAUGCUUUUAUUUUUUGUUUGAUUAAUGUUAAAGGAAAUGAGUAGGUCCACUCUUUGCUGUAACAGUUAUGGGGAUACAAACACUAUUUUUAUUUUUUCA